AAUACCUGAGGUACUCCGUGUUUCUCCUCAGAAGUUACUCUGUGUUUCUGCCAGCUUCACACAGCCAGUCCCGGUGUUUGAGACGUAAUAUCUGCAGACUAAGGAUGUGUGCGUCUGGACGGCCAAUCACACUUCUGCUGUUUUGCUUGUUCAUCUCAGCUACCUCCUCCCCUGUUUCCGUUUACACGCCUGCUCCACCUCUUCCUUUGCAGAUUUCGCCUCCCUCUCCCUCAGCUAGGAUCCUCCCGUCUCCACCCUCUUCUCCUCUCAGCGUCUCAGAGGUCGGCUGCCCGCUGACGCUGACCCCCUCCUCUCUGGUGGUCAGGUUUGGAGAACCAGUCACAGCCAACUGCUCUUUAUCGAGGGCGGGGUUUAUAGGUGUUGGUUGGGUAGUCUCACUGGCAGCUCCUGAGUUCACGAUGGAUUGUUUUCUGGUCUGGAGAGUGGAGAGGAUGACUGAAUGGAGCAUGAAGCCUGUGUGUUAUGCGAUGUCUGACCAGGGAGGGCAGUGCCAAAGAAACCUUUCUCUGACAGUCUACAAGCCUCCAGAGAUUGUGUCCAUCAGCUUCGUAAAUCACACCGGGCCGAUGUCUGAGGGUCAGCAGUACACUCUGCAGUGUGAAGUUCAGGAUGUUGCUCCUGUGGAAAACCUCACAGUGACUUUCUACAGAGGACAGACGGCACUGGGUCCCACGCAGAGCAGCAUAAACACAGAUGAGAAACCAGUGAGUGAAGUCUUUACUUUGAACAUCACCUCCACUAAAGAAGAUGAUGGAGUCGAGUUCUGGUGUGAAGCAAAGCUGGAGCUGGGAGCUGACGGACCACAGCCUCCAGUGGUGGAGUCAGAGAAACUCACUGCUGCUGUCCUCUUUGGUCCACAGCUCAUGUGUCCCACUAAGCUGCGGGUGAGGGAGGGGGAGAGCCUGAGCUGCGAGGCGAGAGGAAACCCCCCGCCAUCCGUCACCUGGUUCAGAGACGGAGAGGUGGUCGCCCUGCCUACUAACUCCAGCAGAGAGCAUGCUGGGAAUUACACAGUUACUGCAAAGUCUCUUCUGGGACAGACGCGUUUCACAGUGGAAGUGGAGGUUCUCCCUGGCACAGGAACUACCAACAGUUACAAUGGGCAUUUCCUGUUGGCCGUCUUGCUUAUUUGGACGAUCAACUGGUCGUAAAAACUAAGGACUCAACGUGAUGUGUGAUGAUUUUUAUUCCAAAAAUCUGCUUCUGCUGUGAGAAACGUUUGUCAGUGAAAACUCGUUCCGUCUCCCUUUCCUGCAGUGUGAUAUGUUUUUAUGCAUGUAAAUGGUCUGCAAAGGAUACAAUCCCAAAGUUCCCCAGAGGGAGUUUCUAAGUAGCAGAUAAACCUCUCUGCUUCGAGAGAUUCUGCACAGGUACAUUUUCUUAAAAUAACUUUUAAUCUGAUCUUUAUGUAAUCCGCACAAACUAACUUCCAUAUAUUCAAGACUGAAAGCUGCUGUAGAAAUAAUUCACAAUGUAUUUUCGUACAUUUCACUAAUCAAAACUCGUACUGCCAUAAAGAUUUUAUGGACACAAAACAAUGUUUGUGUCGUGUGUACAGCUGUUUUUUUCUGUAGUAUAAGAUACUAACAGGUGGUGUCCAGACUUUUGAAAUGCUCCAGAUCCUUCAUUAAAGUCAUGUUCAUUCUGCUGUGUAUUAAAAUGCUGAAUUCUCCUGUCGAA
Messenger RNA from Gymnodraco acuticeps, 1701 nucleotides. RefSeq names its product hemicentin-2-like. Lineage: Eukaryota; Metazoa; Chordata; Actinopteri; Perciformes; Bathydraconidae. The record is from RefSeq and is a predicted model, not a curated record. Gene Ontology annotation, cellular component: membrane. Gene Ontology annotation, molecular function: integrin binding. The coding region runs from base 105 to 1172 and encodes 355 amino acids. The transcript is spliced from 7 exons. Gene Ontology annotation, biological process: cell-cell adhesion.